Messenger RNA from Macroventuria anomochaeta, 880 nucleotides. RefSeq lists its product as uncharacterized. The record is from RefSeq and is a predicted model, not a curated record. Lineage: Eukaryota; Fungi; Ascomycota; Dothideomycetes; Pleosporales; Didymellaceae. Bases 254 to 799 code for a protein of 181 amino acids. The transcript has 2 exons.
GAGGUCAAGGAGUGCACAAUGUGGCCGUCGAGGCAAGCUGUGCUCGACAAGCGAAAGGACCACAAGCGCAAGAAGGGCUGCAACCUCUUCCAGGGCUUGACCAGCAAGCAGAGGUUAUGGAUUAAGAUCAUCAUCGCUCUCCUCGUCAUUGGCGCUGCGGUCGGUCUUGGUGUAGGCAUCUCGCGAGCGGUCGGUGGUGGUGUAUGGGCCGGCGAGGGCAAGAGCAAGGAGAUCCCGCACAACUGAGCUCUUCAUGGGCUCCGUUAGCAACAGCACUGUCACAGAGUCGCUCAGUACAUCAUUUGAGCAUGACCAUCGACUACGACUACGCGCGUACUUUCUUCGACAUCAUUAUGAUAUCCCCUUUUACUGUUUAUUGCUUGUACCUAAUGUACAUAUUUCUGUCUUGCUUCUGUCUAUAUUUCAACGGGACACAUCUGGGGUCUGGGCGCACUGGGCGCACUUCACCGGCAUAUCAAUGCAUUUGGGCAAGGAUCAAGGAGCUUGGUGUUUACAUGGGGUUUUCCUACAGGUGCGACAGAUCCACAGUAGAGCUACAACGCACGAGAGAGACCGAUCAAUUGAACAUCGCCUUUGCUUCUCAGCAAGGCUGAACUCCCAAGACUCACAUUUCCGAAGUCUCUGUAAUUCUUGCGCAGCUGUUGCAUCUGCACGUCAUUCUGAACACACUUGUGUCACGACCUCAACGGUUUCACUAACCCCACUCAUAAUGGCAUGUCAAGCGCGCACGGUGUGUUCCACAUGUAUUGGUGACCCGUCGAACAAGGCACCGUUCUGACGUACCCGGCGACAAUGCGAAACGCGGAAGUCCAAACGUGCAAACGAACGCGCGCCUCCAACACUUCACAUGUCCAUCAAA